CCGAAAAAGCAAAAAAAAAAAAAAAAAACUGCUCGCGGCUGCUCGGCUUCACGUUUGGUCGCCCGCCCGCCCGCCCGCCAAGUGAGCGAAAUGGCGUCGCGCUUCUCGGACACGGAUGGCGACGAGCGGCAGCAGCAGCAAGAGCCUCUGCUUCAACGGGGGCGCCAGCAGGACAACAACAGCCAGCGGGGGAAAAUGCGUCCCGCAGCUCCGGCGUGUCGCUCGGCGCGCUACGGCCUGGCCCUGCUGUCCUCGUUCGGCUUCUUCGUGGUCUACGCCCUGCGGGUCAACCUCAGCGUGGCCAUGGUGGACAUGCUCAACGACACCCGGCGGGCGCACCGCAACCGCAGCGGGUCCCUGUGCCCCGCCCACCCCGGCCCGGCCCGGCCCGAACGCAACCACACCGCCGGCGUGUACGACUGGGACACGGAGACGCAGGGCUGGAUCCUGGGCUCCUUCUUCUACGGCUACAUCCUGACGCAGAUCCCGGGGGGGUACCUGGCGGGCCGCUGGGGGCCCAAGUGGCUGAUGGGUUUGGGCAUCCUGGGGACGGUGGCCUUCACGCUGCUCACCCCCGCGGCCGCCGACCUGGGCGCCGGCUACCUCGUCGCCGUCAGGGUGCUGGAGGGCGUCGGGGAGGGCGUGACCUUCCCCGCCAUGUACAGCAUGUGGGCGGCGUGGGCGCCCCCGCUGGAGAGGAGCCGCCUCCUCACCAUCUCCUACAUCGGAGCUCAGAUCGGGACGGUGGUGUCGCUCCCGCUGUCGGGGGAGAUCUGCUUCUACCUGGACUGGACCUACGUCUUCUACAUCUUCGGUGCGGUGGGCCUCUUGUGGUUCGUGCUGUGGGCCCUGCUGGCCUUCGACAGUCCCAACAGCCACCCGUGGAUCUCGGAACAAGAGAGGGUCUACAUCGUGGGCUCGCUGAAGAACGAGCUGUCGCCGUCGGGCAGAAGCAUCCCGUGGGGCGCCAUCGUGACGUCGCGCCCCCUGCUGGCCAUCGUGGUGGCGCACUUCUCCUACAACUGGACCUUUUACACGCUCCUCACCCUGCUGCCCACCUACAUGAACGACGUCCUGGGCUUCAGCAUCCAGCAGAACGGCUUCCUGUCGGCGCUCCCUUACCUGGGCUGCGCCGCGUGCGCCGUGCUGAGCGGUCAGCUGGCCGACUACCUGCGGGAGAGGCGGCGCUGGGCCGCCGUCACGGUCCGGAAGUCCUUCUCUGCGGUGGGCAUGACGGGACCGGCCGUCUUCCUGGUGGCGGCCGGGUACACGGGAUGCAACUACACCUCGGCGCUGACCUUCCUCACCAUCUCGUCUUCGCUGGGCGGAGUGUCGGCGUCCGGCUUCAACAUCAACCACCUGGACAUCGCCCCCUCCUACGCGGGAAUCCUGCUGGGCAUCACCAACACCUUUGCCACCGUCCCCGGCAUGGUCGGACCCGUCGUCGCGAGAAGCCUCACUGCCAAUAACACCAUUGAAGAGUGGCAGAUGGUCUUCUACAUCGCCGCCGCCAUCAACCUGUUCGGCGCCACCUUCUACGCCAUCUUCGGCCGAGGCGCCGUGCAGUCCUGGGCCCUCCGCGCCGACUCCUACUCCUGCCAGGACUAAGACCGAAGUCCGUUUGGCGUGAGCGGCGAGCCCUUCCACGCGGAGAACAUGGAUAAAUCCAGAAUUUCCUUGACUGCAGUGAACUCGCCUGGGGUGGGGGUGCACGUUCCAGACCCAUGCGGGGCAGAUAAAAAUCUGCAACAAAGAGGGACCAUAUAAAAAAAAAAAAAAAAAAGUAAAUUUGACAAAUCCCAGAGAAGACAACAACGAGGCGUUCUAAUACGGCCUAUCCAAAGCGAAGAUAUGCGUAGCUAGCUUGCUAACUGUUAACGUGGACAAAGGUGCCCAAAGUUGGUGUGGAACGGGGGGGGGGGGGGGGGGGACUCGUUCACGCAGUUCUCUAAAGAUGAUGCACCGUGUGCUUGCGUUUGCCGUUUACAGGAGCAUCGAGAAUCUUUCUGUACUGUAUUUCAAAAACUAAUCAUGUCGUUCUGGAAGAGAAAAUUGGCAGCUGACGCUAACAACCCUUCAAACGGCUGCUUCAGCGCAUCGAGCGUCGAAUGCGCGCAAGACAAAAUUCUGACGUGCCAGAUCAAUUCAAAAAAGGGACCGCCUAAAAACGCACAAAUAUUUACUUGCAAUCAAACGAGGAUUUCAUUUUUUGGUCGUCCAUUGUCAAAUCUGCGUCGCGUGUUGGUAGCUUUGACGCAACUGCGAGAAAAGGACUCGCCGCCUCUCCAGCUCAAUCGUUCCUACGUCGCGCUCCAAAUGGUUCGUUCGUUUUUGGCUCAGCGAUCGGCAGUAUAGUUUGGAUUGAUCAUCUUCUGUACCCUCGAUGAUUAUUGUACAUUUUGGAAAUGUUUUCCUCUUAUGGUAAAAAUGUGACACAUUG
Syngnathoides biaculeatus (alligator pipefish) is the source of this 2440-nucleotide messenger RNA. RefSeq names its product solute carrier family 17 member 5 (gene slc17a5). The record is from RefSeq and is a predicted model, not a curated record. Gene Ontology annotation, molecular function: transmembrane transporter activity. The coding region runs from base 91 to 1608 and encodes 505 amino acids. The transcript has 10 exons. Gene Ontology annotation, biological process: transmembrane transport; monoatomic anion transport. Lineage: Eukaryota; Metazoa; Chordata; Actinopteri; Syngnathiformes; Syngnathidae.